Notothenia coriiceps (black rockcod) is the source of this 289-nucleotide messenger RNA. It is a transcript of the gene pigy, whose product is annotated as phosphatidylinositol glycan anchor biosynthesis class Y. Gene Ontology annotation, biological process: GPI anchor biosynthetic process. Gene Ontology annotation, cellular component: glycosylphosphatidylinositol-N-acetylglucosaminyltransferase (GPI-GnT) complex. Lineage: Eukaryota; Metazoa; Chordata; Actinopteri; Perciformes; Nototheniidae. The record is from RefSeq and is a predicted model, not a curated record. Bases 19 to 231 code for a protein of 70 amino acids. The transcript has a single exon.
GCUCAGACGUCUGUGAGCAUGUUCUCCCUGUCUGUGAUGGUGGGGCUGGUGCCCAUCUUGUCUCUCUUCGGUCUCUUCUACUCGGCUGCAGUGGAUGAGAACUUCCCUCAGGGCUGCACCAGCAGCAGCAGUGUGUGUUUCUACAGCCUGCUGCUGCCCGUCACCAUCCCCGUCUACGUCUUCUUCCACCUUUGGAGCUGGAUCGGGAUCAAGCUCUUCAGACAUAACUAGCAUGUUCUGUUCUACCUGAAAAUACGUCAGUACCAAUAAAUCAUCUGCUGUCAUCUUA